This is a messenger RNA of Xyrichtys novacula (pearly razorfish), 5200 nucleotides long. The record is from the annotation of a GenBank genome assembly. NCBI's taxonomy places the organism in Eukaryota, Metazoa, Chordata, Actinopteri, Labriformes, Labridae.
UUCUUUUGCAAGUCGCUUAUAGACCUUCUUGAUCUCUGCCUGGCUUGCAGUCCUGGUCACCCCGAGGAUUGUGUAUGGGUCCAUCUCAGGCCCAGCCUGGGAUGCUCCAGUCAGCAGCACUGAGAGGACCACCAGCAGUGCCAGCGGCACGGACGUUUUUGACCUCGCCAUCACAGUUAUCUGUGCCACAUCGGAAAACCCAUGUUCAAAUGGAGAUUCAAAGGACGGUCAGAUCUGAAACAUGACUCAAACUUUAGAUGUCACAGAAACAUAACAAGGCUCUUUUUCAUACUGGCAUUACCUUUGUGGUGAUAAUACAUUUAAGUUAAUUUAAGUAGAAGGACGAGGUCGUUAUAGAGGCAGGGAAAAAAUAAAUUCAUAACUGUCAGCUACAUAACUGAACGACAGAAACAUUUUCUUUCGAUGACAGGACUUGCUCUGUGACCAAAACUUGAUUCCUCGAGGUAUGUUACGAGUGUUCACGCAAUUUUCAUUAUGGUCAGUUGCGUUGCUACAGUUGCUAGCUGUCUUAACGCAGCAGCUCCGCAAUCACCUCAAGCAGACGCGGUCAGCCAGCACUACGCCACAUCUUUGAAGGAGGUUGAGAUGUUCUUCAACUUGUUGGUCAACGCCAAUAUGGACAAACAGCCAAAAGCGAAGGGUGUGUUCAACAGCAUCCCACAAUUCCGCCAGGGAAAGCUGUCAGCCAGCUGCUGCAAGGAGGGAUCACCAUGGAGUAGAGGGGGAGGGGCCCGCUGCCGAAAGUAGUUUUGGGAAAUUGAGUUCUUAAAACGUAAACGUAUUUUCCCCCGUGUGUUCGCUUUGUUUUUCGUGGUGUCGCAGGUUUUCGUGUGAAAGUGUUACGGUAAGCUUACAUCACGGAAACGGUUCCCAGAAACUGCAAUCAAACGCACCUUUUUUCGCCUCUCUGUACUCCCACAAUGAACCAAUCACAGACGGCGGUGAUGUAAACAAGGAAAUAGCAAAUGCAACUGAACAUCAGGAAGACAGCAGAGACUGAAACUUCUUAACUUAAAAAGGAAUAAGGUAACUUGUUAUUCUAAACACACGUGUACGGCGUUUGUACCAUUAUGACCGUCUGACUGUGUAACCAAAAGCUCAAUUGUUUCAGUUUAUUUGAUAAUUUUACGUCUCUACGUGGUCGUCGUCGGUAUAUUGCAGAUAAUGGAUGAAAGACACAAGAAGAUCCUUCAACGCAACAGGACCAACCUCGUGACAGAAUUGGAACCUGCAAACCUUUGUGACCACCUUCUCGAAAAAGGAGUUUUCACACAAGACAUGAUCGAUGAGAUAAAAGUAAGAUAUCCCUUUCUUGAGAUAGUUAUCCUCUUUUGUGUGUUGGGUCAUGUACACCAUAUGCGGUACACAUUUGCUCCUGUCUGUGGUUGAAGAGCUCUGGGACCAGACGUGACCAGGCCAGGCAGCUGGUCCGGGACUUGGAGACCCGCGGAAGUCGGGCCUUUCCAUUAUUUCUUGAGAGCCUUCAGGAGACAGGUCAGAACAGUUUAGCUGAGUUACUGCAGAAUGGAGCUCUCCCAGUUCGGCUGCAGCCUGCGACACCCACACAGGUUGUUGGCCCUGUUGUUCAGCCUCUCCCAGUCAGUAAGUGUGUCAUUAUAUUUACAUUUAAAUCCCACCAAAUGAUCCUAUCUGGGAACAUUACUACUAAAUUGUAAUCUUUGGUGUCUGUGAACUUUCUGUUUCUCAAAUAGUCCCUCUAAUGGAAGGUAAUAUGCACAGAAAUGAUGUUCCUGUCUGUCUAGUGCCAAGACCCAAUACAACUCCCACUCCAUGUAAGCUAUGGUGGUUAUGAAAGUACUGAUAUAUUUUUGGUAUAUUUCUUUCUUUUAUUCUUAACAUGCACUUACGCUUGUGUCACAGCACCUAAAACAGAGUUUCCAAAGUUGCCCAGCAGACCCCGGAGGGAUAGUAUUAAGGUUAGCACCAAUUAAUUAUCAAGUAAUCCACUACUAGUGGAAAGGAAGAACCUGGUGGAACUUAAGAAUUAGUACUUUAUUCCAUCCCUGAAAAUAUGUAUUUAGCCUUUGUCUUUCUUUUUUUAUGCCAGAGCUAUAAAAUGGAUGCCAACCCAUGUGGACAUUGCCUUAUCAUUAACAACGUGGAAUUUGAUCCUCAGAGUGAACUGAGCAACCGCAAAGGGUCCAACAUAGACUGUGACAAACUGGAGAGAAGAUUCAAGGCUCUCAACUUUAUUGUGGAAGUGAAAACCAACCUUAAGCAAAGAGUAAGAGUAUUUGAUCAUAUUCUCUCUCUGACAACAGAUAUAAAACUUUGAUUUUUCUAAGCAGUUUUCUGUUUAUUUCAGCAAAUCAAACAUGAACUGUCAGCUUUAUCAAAGAAAGACCAUUCACAGCAUGACUGCUGUGUGGUUAUCAUGCUAUCCCAUGGGACUGAGGUGGGACAUGUUUUUUAGCAUCUAUCAUUCUCACAGAAAUCCUGUGUGUAAUACUGCACCAGAUGACUUUUAAGAUCAAGCAUCAAUUAACUUUUAUGUUCAUAGGUGAGUCAUAACCGCUUCCCAGGUGCUGUGUACGGUAUUGAUGGACAGUUUGUUCCAGUUCAGCACAUAACAAACUACCUGAAUGGCCAGCAUUGUCCCUCUUUACAAGGCAAACCCAAACUUUUCUUCAUCCAAGCCUGUGGUGGAGGUAAAGUAUAUUUCAAAAAACCUCAAAGAAUUACCACAAUUUAUUCAAAUGAACAAAUACAAGUGUAAAAAACCAUAAUUCUACGCACCUCAUGGAAGGAUAUCAACGCUGUUUGAAGCUGUUUGAAAAUGAAGCUUUUUUUUCUUUAGAUGAGAGAGACACAGGUUUUGAGAUGUCUCCAGAUGAGGUUAAACCAUCCUUUGGUGGAGAAGACGAUCAGACCGAUGCCAUUCCAAUGUCAUCCAGCAGCGACUCUCUGAGCAUGUCAGAUGAACCAGAUGCCAGAACAACGCUACCCACCCCUAGUGACAUCCUGGUGUCCUACUCUACUUUCCCUGGUGUGUGUGUGUGUGUGUGUGUGUGUGUGUGUGUGUGUGUGUGUGUGUGUGUGUGUGUGUGUGUGUGUGUGUGUGUGUGUGUAUGUGUGUGUGUGCGCGCGUGCGUGCUUGAAUGUGUGCAUGUGAGUGUGAUAAGUAUGCAUUCAUCUGUGUAAAAAUUUGACUUACUUUUUUUUGGAUAUCUUGAAGACUUAAAAACAGGCAACUGGACUGUGUGACACAGUCCACACAGUCCAGUUGCCUGUUUUUAAGUCUUCAAGAUAACCAUGACCUGGAUGAAUGAGAAUCUACAUGGACAUUUUUUUUGGAUACAUAAACCAUACCCAAAAGUCUUUUGCUUUGCCCAUGUUUAAAAAAACAGGUUAUGUUUCCUGGAGAGACACCCAGUCGGGAUCCUGGUAUGUUGAAACACUAGACCGUAUUCUUGAUGAAAAUGCUGCCACUGAUGACUUGGUCACAAUGUUAAUGAUGGUGAGCUUUACAUUUUACACUGAUAAAAAUAACAUGACCCAUCAACUUCUUUCUUUUUUGAAAAUACAAUAAAACACUGGUGUAAUGACUGCUCUUGUUUUCAGGUAAACCAUGAAGUUUCCCAAAAUUCUGCAAAAGGACUCUACAAGCAAAUGCCUGGUUCUUUUAACUUUCUCCGCAAGCUCCUCUACUUUCAAACCCAAUCUUAGCAGUCUGUACUCAUGGCCUGAGACGUUUACCACAAGGGAAUUUAUAAAUCUUUUGAUGUUGUAAGGCAAGGCUGUAAUUUCACGGAAUUGUCGUUCAGGAUAGUUGCGAAUUGUAUGAAUGUGCCUAUUUUGGGUUUUGGUACUUCUUAUUUCAAGUCUAAUACUUCAAUUUUGUUUAGCUGGACUUUGUAGAGUAUGUAAAUAUGCAAUUUUAAGAAAAUUCAAGUGGGACAGCAGCUCUAUGUCAUUCAAAUCAGGUAAAUUUUUGCAUUCAUUUUCAAUGGAAUUAAUUUAUGUAGUUUACAAAGUUGGUGGAGAAUGCUGGAUUGAAAAUUAGAUCAACUUACAUUUAGAAUCAGGGCCUCAGGGUUACUAAAUUAAAGAAUAAUAUUUUAAACUAAAGUGGAUUUGUGUGUGUGUGUGUGUGUGUGUGUGUGUGUGUGUGUGUGUGUGUGUGUGUGUGUGUGUGUGUGUGUGUGUGUGUGUGUGUGUGUGUGUGUGUGUGUGUGUGUGUGUGUGAGUGUGUGAGAGAGAGAGAGCAAGAGAGAUUUGUCAAAUUUUCCAGUGGAUAACCCUCUAGGUAAGUUGACAUUUAUAUGGCAGUGAAAAACUUUUGACUCUCUUCUGUUGUGGUGGUUUGUCCCACUCUUCUCUAGUGUGAGUGGUAUAUCAGCGCAGGAGAACAAAUGUGUGGCACAUCAUUUGUCUGCUGAUGAAUCACAAGUAAGCUAGGCCUGGGACUAGAGGAUGCUGGAAAGUAAGAAAUGGCAAUUAAUUUUUCCACCUGAGGUGAUAUCUAUCAACUUUAGAUGAGACCUUGUACUCCCCUACAUUAAAAGUGGCUAAUACCACAGAGUUGAGCAUCUCAUGGGAGAACUCGAGGAAAAGCUUAUGAGCACAAGAAGCACCAGUAUCCAGAAUUCUCAGCACAAGUAAAACAGAGAAGUUAAAGUGGGGUGCAGAGGAUUUGUGGCCUCUUCCAUCAUCACACUGCUGAUAGAACCAAGUAUCCAUGGACAAGCUUUGUGACAGACCAUUAGAUGAGUCUCGCAAGCAGUUUAAAGAAACAUCCAGUGGAUGUGGCUUUGGUUAAUCAUAAACAAUCAACCUAUCUUACCCCAGAAUCCACAUCAGGCCAAUUCUUAGGAACAGGUAACUCUGGAUCACCCGGUAGCCGGCCACCUCCGGGGAGGAUGUCUAGUGUUAAAAUGCUAAAACGUCUGAUGAUCCAGAGGCUCACCACCAAUGAUGUGUCACAUCCCACCAGUUAUCAGUUGGCAUAAGAGAUGAUAAACAUCACAUACUGUAUUUUUUCUCAAAAGAAUUAUAAUUAUAACUUUGUUUACAUACAGAAUAAUGAGGCUUUGGAAAAGUACUUUUUAAGUGUCGUAAUUUCUGUAGUUUUCACUACAAAGGAGGCUGUAACAAGUUGACUAUGCUUCUGUUGUUUCCAGAAUAAAUGGUUUUGCAUUGUUCUCUACAACUAAGAAAA